AAAAAAAACUUGACAUUUUCUGAUUUGAUUCACAAUUUUUGUUUGCAGUGAAUUUUUACAACAAUCUCUGUGUUUUACUAAACAAAUGUAGGAAUCCGUAGUCCCGGAGACUUUAAAUUACGGUAGUACCUCGAUUAAGACGUCAGGGUGUGCAAAAUUUCAUCAUGACAGAAACACGAAAAUUACAACUUCACCUUGGAAAAUGUAUAGAAGAUUUGGACAAAUUACACAAUGUACCAGAUUUGAAGUCAAAAAGAGCUAAUUUGUUAUGCAAAACAGCUCUAAAAUUAUUUGAAAGUGCUGAAGAGUCCCGUGAGAAGGGAGAUGAGGAGUACUCUUAUGUUUACUACAUGAAAUACCUCCGGGUGAUAGCUUACAUCAGCAAGGACAAGGACUAUCUGAAGGAUAAGACUUAUUACAACAACAUGUUGGGCCCUAAGAACCCGAACAAGGCUAUUGAUCAGGCUGAAAAACUUAAGAACAGCCUCAUAGACAGGUAUCAGCAGGAACAGAAAGAGAAGCGGCUGAAUGAUAUUAAAGAGAAUGAGCUUAUAAAACAGAAUAUAGAUGAGAAUAGGAAGAAAAUGGCCGAGGCUGCUCCCGUCAUAGAACCACCACAGCCACUCGGACUACCAGGUCCAGAUGAGGUGACCAUUAAGAGUGAGAUGUUGUACUCUAUCCUCAAGAAUGGAAGGAUUAAGGUUAUGAUCCUGGAUGCGAGACCGGGGAAGGAUUACAUUGAGUCACAUAUUAACUACCCUGCCUGCAUCAGUGUGCCCGAAGAGUGCAUUUCUCCUGGGCAAUCUGCAAACGUACUGGAGCAGAACCUGCCGCUUGCGUCGCGGCCGGUGUGGGCGGAGCGCGCCAACAUGGAGCUCAUCGUCAUGCUCGACUGGAACAGCACCGCCGUCAUACCCGGGAAGACGCUGCACUUGCUCAAGACUACGCUCCUCAAGUGGGACGUGAAGGUCCAGUACAGCCGGCCCCCGCUGGCGCUGCUGUCGGGGUACGAGGACUGGCUCCUGAAGUACCCCGCCUGCACCACCAACCCACAGGCCGUGCCGCCCAGGCAGGAUGACUUCAUGGACGAUAUGUUAGGUGAAAUCGAGUACCCGAACUGGUCGGACCUGAGUCCGUCAGCCGCGGCGGCCCCGGCGGCGCCACGCAAACCUGGAGAACCUGUCGUAGACAGGAGUAGUAAGGCGGCAGCAGUACAGAUGUACUCGGAGCGCGCCCGCAACAUGGCGCAGAUCCUGGAACAACAGGAACGUAUCGCGGACACAUCACUCACGCUCGAGAUGCAGAGGAUCGAGGCUGAACAGGACUGGGAGAAAGUCCGCGAGCAGCGCGAGGCGGAGAUGCAGGACGAGCUGCGCGCCAUGUACAAGCUCAGGGAACAAGAGAUCAUCUCACAGCUCAUGCAGCUGGAGAACAAGCAGUACGAUAUGGAACAAGAGAACCAGAGUCUUCGUGAGCAGUUGGAGGAGUACCAGCGUAAGGAACGCGAGGAGGCUGAGAAGAUGGCGGAGACCAUCAGCGCGACCUCUGAGGAUACUGAGGCUGCUGAUGCUGAAGCGUCCCGCGCGGUGGCGGCGGCGGCGCGCGAGCUGGCGGCGGCGCGCGCGCGCAUCGCGGCCGUGACGCUGCAGCGCCGCCAGCUCGACCGCACGCGCGAGGCACUCGAGCACGAGCGCAAGCGCAAGCUGCAGCACGCGCGGCACAACAAGCCCGACGCGCACAAGCCCAGCCACGUACGUACCGUACUCCACUACACACCACACAACAAGCCCGACGCGCACAAGCCCAGCCACGUACGUACCGUACUCCACUACACACCACACAACAAGCCCGACGCGCACAAGCCCAGCCACGUACGUACCGUACUCCACUACACACCACACAACAAGCCCGACGCGCACAAGCCCAGCCACGUACGUACCGUACUCCACUACACACCACACAACAAGCCCGACGCGCACAAGCCCAGCCACGUACGUACCGUACUCCACUACACACCACACAACAAGCCCGACGCGCACAAGCCCAGCCACGUACGUACCGUACUCCACUACACACCACACAACAAGCCCGACGCGCACAAGCCCAGCCACGUACGUACCGUACUCCACUACACACCACACAACAAGCCCGACGCGCACAAGCCCAGCCACGUACGUACCGUACUCCACUACACACCACACAACAAGCCCGACGCGCACAAGCCCAGCCACGUACGUACCGUACUCCACUACACACCACACAACAAGCCCGACGCGCACAAGCCCAGCCACGUACGUACCGUACUCCACUACACACCACACAACAAGCCCGACGCGCACAAGCCCAGCCACGUACGUACCGUACUCCACUACACACCACACAACAAGCCCGACGCGCACAAGCCCAGCCACGUACGUACCGUACUCCACUACACACCACACAACAAGCCCGACGCGCACAAGCCCAGCCACGAUGAAGAUGGUGAUUCGUACAUGAUGUCGCCGGAUAGUCCGGGAGCCGCCGGGCUAAAUAGAUCGCACUCCUCGCCUAAUAUCGCUAAGGUAUCCUCAGAUGAAGAAGAGCCUUGCGUACCAGCGUUUGACAGGAGCACGAAGCCGACGAAGGUGGCGCCCUCUAGCGACCUGCACCAGAGGGACUUCCAGCCUGUUUGGGGAGAUGUGGGUCGAGGACUGACAGGGCUGAAGAACUUGGGCAACACGUGCUACAUGAACUCCAUCAUCCAGUGCCUCAACAACACCGCCAUACUCGUCACCUACUUCUGCAACGGACAGUAUCUGGAACAUGUCAACAGGUCCCACAGCACUCGCGGCGCGAUAGCGGAGGAGCUGGCGGCGGUGGUGCGCGCGCUGUGGUCCGGGCAGUAUCGGUUCAUUGCCACCAGGGAUCUACGGAACGAGGUGGGCAAGCACCAGCGCGCGUUCCGUGGCUGCGAGCAACAAGACUCGCACGAGUUCCUCACCAUCCUCAUGGACUGGCUCCACCUCGACCUGCAGUUCUCCAUCAACGUGCCGCAGCACAAGGACAACCUGCCCCCCUCCGAGAAGGCGUGGCACGAGUACACCAAGUCGAAGGAGAGCCUGAUCCUCCGACUGUUCUACGGGCAGAUCAAGUCGACGGUCCGCUGCACGGUCUGCGGCAAGCAGAGCGUGACGUACGAGUCCUUCUCCAACCUGUCGCUCGAACUGCCCGCCAACGCCAACCGCUGCUCGCUCAGUGAUUGUCUAAAACUAUACCUCAACGACGAGACGAUACCAGGAUGGAACUGUCCCAACUGUAAAGAGAAGCGAGACGCCCUGAAGAAGCUCGACAUCUCUAGGUUACCGCCAGUACUGGUCAUUCACUUCAAGCGGUUCUACGUGGAUCCUAAAGAAUAUAUGUGUAACGCGUAUCGUAAGAAGCAGACGUACAUAGACUUUCCUUUUGAAGAGUUGGACAUGCGACAGUUCGCGCACUGCACCAGCUCGCACGCCUACAACCUGUACGCCGUGUCCAACCACUACGGCUCCAUGGAGGGCGGCCACUACACCGCCUACUGCAAGAGUAGCGUCUACGGCAAAUGGUACAAGUACGACGACCACGUGGUGACGGAGAUCCCGUCGAGCGAGGUGAAGUCCAGCGCCGCCUACAUCCUGUUCUACAGCACGCGCGCCUCGUGAUCCCAGCCGCGCCACAAGCGCAAGCACCCCGACACCGCGCCCCCCGCGCCCCCGGCCGCGCCCCCCGCGCCCCCGGCCGCGCCCUAGCGCCGCGCUCGUGGCCCGCCGCGUGCCGACAUACUGCGACAGUACAAGGCCGACGUGUUUACUAAAGACAAUGGGACUCUUACAUUACGAUGAUGCAACGAUUCAGUCGGAAUCCACUGCAAGCGGUCCAAACACCUCUCUGCUGAAUCUAUCUCGAUAAAAUUUACAAUUAAGGCGUUUGAUUAGCGCAUAAUUCACUCAAGUAUGGUUGAUAAAGUAAUUUUACAAUACGACUCGUUUACAGUGGAUUCUCGCUUAGUAAUCCUAUAGCAAGUAUUUAUAUAUUUAUUUAAAUAUUUAAUCUACAAUAUACAAUUACAAAUAACCUUAAAAUGUUAGUCGAAGCGGCACCAAUUGUGCGAAUAGGAACUAAAGUAUUUGUAUGUUUGCAGGAUUGGGGCCGUUUAAUAAAUAUGUAUGCAAUAUAUCACAUGGUUUUUAUGAAAAACUACUAAAGAUCUGUUUCAACACCUCCUGGCAAGAUUUGAGUAUCUGUUAGAUAAAAUAACACCAUGUAUAGUCAGUAUGUGCAAUGUGAUUGGUACGGAGGUAGCGAGAUAGUGGACAAGGUAGGUACACGUCACGUAGCGAACUGCGAACCAUGCGUCUAUCUCACUCUUUCACCUACUGAAAUAUAGCUGUGCGAGUGAGAUAGAUGUGAAGUCUGCUACAUAACGUGUAUUUACCUCGAACUAAAGCUUAUAGUUGUAAAAUGAUUGAUGUAUAAACUACGCCUUGUACAAAUAGCUUUCCAUGUUAUGAUGACAUAGAGUUAAUAUUUCAUUAAUUUAUUGUAAUAUUUUUAAUUUCUUUUUUGUUAAUGUUGCAGUUGUAUUUUUUUAAUAUUUUCAACUUUAACUAUGAAGCGACAUAGUUGCUUUAUAGUGUCUUCUUUAUCCUUUCAUCUUUUUAUACAGAAAUGUCAAUAUAACUUGAUCGCUCUGAAGCUUGUCAUGAGACAAGGGUGUGUUUGUAGCUAACUUCAGUCCGGUCAAGAUGUAUUGUCGUGACUGUUCACUUUGCAAUGACUGCAACAUGUAAUGCGGCGCACGUACGUUGUACAGUCACAGGUCGGGCAGGGAGCCACGACUAGUGUAGUAGGCGACUGUACAAGUGGAUACUGACAUUUUAAUGUCGAUCGAGAGUGAAUGAUAUUCGUGAAUGAACACUUAAUGUUU
Molecule: messenger RNA, 4942 nt
Organism: Spodoptera litura
Lineage: Eukaryota; Metazoa; Arthropoda; Insecta; Lepidoptera; Noctuidae
Source: RefSeq, a predicted model, not a curated record